Messenger RNA from Gilbertella persicaria, 424 nucleotides. RefSeq lists its product as uncharacterized. The record is from RefSeq and is a predicted model, not a curated record. Gene Ontology annotation, molecular function: pentosyltransferase activity. Gene Ontology annotation, biological process: tRNA modification. The transcript has a single exon. NCBI's taxonomy places the organism in Eukaryota, Fungi, Mucoromycota, Mucoromycetes, Mucorales, Choanephoraceae. The coding region runs from base 7 to 222 and encodes 71 amino acids.
CAAAAAAUGGCUAAUGUAGUCAACUUUAAGCUACAACAAGUAGAAAACUCUGCUUCAAAAAUGAUUCGUAGAGGAACACUCGAAUUUACCAAAAAGAACAAGACCAUACAGACACCAGCCUGUAUGACUUAUACCCUUCGCGGUUCAGUACCUCACCUUGUUGCUGAUAAUUUGAAGUUAUUGCCUGUCGAACUUGCUCACAUCACUUUGGAACAAUUGUAACACAUAACAUGUUCUGAGGUUCAUAUCAAGCAUUGACACAUAUCUUUUUUUUUCUCUUUGUACAGUUUAGAACAAAAAGAGCCUUCUUCUUUUAAAUACCCUCAUGGUAUUCAUAAAUACCUGCAUCUUGAAGUAAAGACGUAUACUCUAAUUGUAAUCAAUACUUAUAGGCUUAAUAGAACUAUUUGAUCUUUUGUGAUAU